Messenger RNA from Megachile rotundata (alfalfa leafcutting bee), 1753 nucleotides. RefSeq names its product oxygen-dependent coproporphyrinogen-III oxidase (gene Coprox). NCBI's taxonomy places the organism in Eukaryota, Metazoa, Arthropoda, Insecta, Hymenoptera, Megachilidae. Gene Ontology annotation, molecular function: coproporphyrinogen oxidase activity. The record is from RefSeq and is a predicted model, not a curated record. Gene Ontology annotation, cellular component: cytoplasm.
AAAUAGUGAAAGAAUUUUGUAACCUCUUUAAACUACGCGAAAUUAGUCUACUUUUUUGUGUAUAUAUUAAAUACAAAUUAUUUAAAAAUUUUUAUUUUCAUUUGAAAUACAACAGAAGAAUAAUUUUCAUCGUGCAGAAAUUUAAACUUCAUAUUUGUUAAUACUAUUAUUCUAUUUUACGUAUUUGUAAAUAUUUACACACUCAUCUUGAUAAUUUGGUUAUAGACGUGUUUUAUUGGUAAUCAUGGUUGCCCGAAUAUUCCUAAAACGUUGGCCAUCAGUGUGUUAUUUUUUUCAUAAACAAUACAUAGUACAAAAUAGAAUUAAAAGCUUACGGAAUAUUGGUGCUGGUAUCUUUACUAGUAUCAUAGUAUAUAGUAUUUCAAAUAUUACAGUUUUUGCAGCUCAAAAUGAAUUAAAUAUUAAACAAUUCAUGGCAGAACCGAUUACUGACAUAAAAGAACUGAGAAAGAAAAAUAAUAUGAGAAAAAAGAUGGAAUUAUUAGUGAUGAAAACUCAGGCAGAUUUUUGUAAAGCUUUAGAAUCCUUAGAAGAUUCAGAUCACCGUUUUAGAGUUGAUAGGUGGACUAGAAAAGAAGGUGGCGGGGGAAUUAGUUGUGUCUUAGAGGAUGGUGUUGUUUUUGAAAAAGCUGGUGUAAAUGUAUCUGUUGUAACUGGUUCAUUGUCACCAGCUGCAGUACAGCAAAUGAGAGCACGUGGGAAAAAGAUGCAACAAGAGUCUGUCCCAUUUUUUGCAGCUGGUGUAAGUGCUGUAAUUCACCCACGUAAUCCGAUGGUUCCAACAAUACAUUUCAAUUAUCGCUACUUUGAAGUAGAAAAUGAAGACGGUUCAACUCAAUGGUGGUUUGGAGGGGGUACUGAUCUUACACCUUAUUAUUUAAAUGAAGAUGAUGUAAAACAUUUUCACAGUACUUUAAAAACUGCAUGUGAUAAACAUGAUCCAUCUUAUUAUCCAAAAUAUAAAAAAUGGUGUGAUGAAUACUUCUUUAUUACACACAGAGGAGAAUGUAGAGGAGUAGGUGGUAUCUUUUUUGAUGAUGUUGAUACACCAAGUCAAGAUGAAGCAUUUCAGUUUGUAAAAUCAUGUGCAGAAGCUGUUAUUCCAUCUUAUAUUCCUUUAGUUGAAAUGCAUAAAGAUGAUCCAUAUGGCUAUCAUGAAAGACAAUGGCAAUUAUUGCGUAGAGGAAGAUAUGUUGAAUUUAAUUUAAUAUAUGAUCGUGGUACCAAAUUUGGUUUAUAUACUCCGGGUGCACGAUAUGAAAGUAUAUUAAUGUCUUUACCUUUAUCUGCAAAGUGGCAAUACAUGCAUGAACCAAAACAGGGUUCAAAGGAAGCAAAACUUCUUGAUAUAUUGAAGAAUCCUAAAGAUUGGUUACACUAAUAGAAAUAACAUUUCAUUAGUUAUUAAAAUUACCAUUAUAUAAAAUUUAUGAAUUACAAUGAUUAUAAUUUAUUGAAUUAAUGAAUUUAUUUGCUUUUUUCAUCUUUUCCCUUUUCCAUUUACAUAAAGGGGAAGUAAAUUAGGUACAGGAUACAAUCGUAUUUAAGGAAUGAAAUGUAUAAACUACAUAUCUUUAUGUAUGUAAAAACUUCAUCUAAUAUUGAUUUCACAUUUUACAAAAUACAUACAUUUUAUAAAACAUUUUUUAUAAACACUAUAAACAUAAGAAAACAUUGUAUAAAAAAGUAAUGUCCUUGUAUAAUACAACUGUAUGUGAUGCAGGUGCUCAUA